Laccaria bicolor S238N-H82 is the source of this 378-nucleotide messenger RNA. RefSeq lists its product as uncharacterized. Lineage: Eukaryota; Fungi; Basidiomycota; Agaricomycetes; Agaricales; Hydnangiaceae. Bases 1 to 378 code for a protein of 125 amino acids. The record is from RefSeq and is a predicted model, not a curated record. The transcript is spliced from 6 exons.
AUGAGGUCUGCCAACCAUGAUGGGAGUGUUGUAAAUCAAACUUGUUGUCGCUUCCGUUAUGGUGGUAUCAGUUUACCAAACCUUUCAAUUCCUCCCGCUUUCUUCGGUGAGAACCCGAGCGGCGUAAACGGGUUUGGCGGUGCUAUCUAUAAACGUGCUUCCUUCUUUGUUGAUGAUUCUCGUCAACCCCAUUUGAUGAACGUUCGUUAUGGUCUUAUUGUCUCACAAACCUCUCGACCCUAUGCUAGCUGUUUGUUGGAGCUGGAAAAACGAGGAGAGCGGUACGCCCGUUUGGAAACACUCCAAAAACAAUUACAAAGUAAUUACCGUUCAAUUCGUCAGGGAGGAGACUCGAACAAGGCCGAGCGAAUGAGUUAG